AUGAAGGUCGAGAACCCAUCACCCGGCCAUUCUCUCGUGGCCCAAGUUUUGGCCCUCUUGAAGGCAAAUCUGCUGCUUCUAGCAUUUCUUUCCCUGGUCAUUCGAUCCCUCUAUAAGCGUUACGCAUCUCCUCUUCGCAAUGUGCCUGGCCCGUGGCUGGCUUCGUGUUCGAGGCUUUGGAAAGUGUGGAGUACAUACAAUGGACACACCGAGUUGGACCAUAUAGCUCUGCACAAGAAAUACGGACCCGUGGUUCGCACGGCCCCCAAUGAGGUAUCCUUCGGCACUUGCAAUGCGGCCAAAGACAUUUUUGCCGUGGGCAAAGGUUUCCAUAAGACCAUGUUUUACAGCGUCUUUCCGCCAAAGCAUGCACCGGAUAUCUUUACAGAAGUUCGCGAAUGGAAGCAUGCGCAGAUGAAACGCUAUGCCGUCACUCCCUACAGCCUUGCGCAGAUGCAGAAACGAUCAGGGCCGAUCGAGGACAUGAUCAAGCUUUUGAUGGAGCAUCUGGAGAAGUAUGCUACCGAGAACAAACGGGUUUGCAACCUGGGAAACCUAUUGCACUACUUUGCUUUCGAUGUACUUGGAGAAGUGGCCUUUUCACGACAAUUUGGUUUCUUGGAACAAGAAGUCGAUAUUGAGGGCUCAAUCAAGAACAUCGACGACGUCCAAUGGUACGACGGGAUCGUGGGUCACAUUGCGGAAUACGACAUCCUCCUUCGAAACAACCCAAUCCGGCCCUACCUAGGCUUACAAAUGAAACCAACGACGAUGACGAAAAUUGCGGUCGCCGAGCUCGAAAAGCGCAAACAAAAGGACGGAACCUUCGAUUCAACAGGUAUCGAUCUGUUGGCCGAGUUAUUGCGAGCACAUGAGGCAAACCCUGAGAAGUUUUCAGUGAAUGACGUGUUUAGUAUCGCUCAUGGCGCUGUAUUUGCGGGAUCCGACUCCACGGCGUCGACAAUGCAAUCGUUUUUCUACUUGGUGCUUAACGCUCCCAAGGUCUACGCCAACCUCUGCCAGGAAAUCGACGAGGCUCAAAAGGCUGGGAAACUGUCUGAAAUCGUCACCUACGCGGAAGCGCUGGCUCUCCCUUACUUCCAGGCGUGCUUGAAGGAAGCCAUGCGAGUCCGACCGGCCGUCGGGUUGGGAAUAUACCGCAAAACUCCGCCGGAAGGAGUAGAAAUCGACGGCAAGUUUUACCCGGGUGGGAUCGAGGUUGCCGUCAAUGGAUGGGUUCUGCAUCGCGAUGCCUCGAUAUUCGGGGACGACUGCGACGAAUUCAGACCAGAGAGAUGGUUUGAGCGUGAUGCUAAAUUGAUGGGUUCGCAUUUAUAUCAGUUCGGAGGCGGUAGCCACCUCUGUAUUGGUCGUAAUCUCGCGCUGUUUGAGAUGAAUAAGACUCUCAUCCAGAUCCUGAGGGAGUACGAUGUCACCCUGGUGCAUCCUGGACGGCCGUUGGCGUAUCAUUCCACCUUUUUCGUCGUUCAGGAGGGACUAGAGGUGUAUUUGCGCAAGAGGAGCGAGAAGGCACAACUAUUGACUUGUUGGAUCUUGUCAAAGGCCUCAGGACUGAUGCGGUCAUUCUUUGUUUCUGACCAUGUCGCCCUCAAACAAGAUGUUUCCCGUUAUGGUCUCGUCCGCGCCACUUACAAUGAUCCUGCCGCGUCCUACGCAGCAAGCGACGUGAUUGUAACUCAUGACUCUGUCCCGCCUAAUGUCCUCGACGAGUUUCUCACCAAUUCCGUCCCCCCGAUAGGAUAUGUCUACGUCGAAUUUGCUCACGCUCCUGUGGCAGUUUGUUCCCUUGUCGGUGUGGAUGACAUUGUCCUCGUCAGUCGAGCCUUCAAGUUGGGUGACAGUGUCAAGCAAGAUGGAAGCCCCCUGACGGGUACGGUUGUCAAUAUUUCAGAAAAUUACAUCCUUCAACCUGUCUUCCCGAGUGACUACUCGCCGUGGCGGAACUGCACGCAAGAGUGUCCGUCAACCUUACCCGAGCACUUCACUCACCCCAAUCCACACGUCCUCCUUUACGAUGUACCUGCAAGAGAAGUCAGAAGAGCACAGGAUGUCAUGCCAGAGGAUUGGAUAAUACAUCGCAAAUGGCCUGGAGAGGUGGAAUACGCCGAGUACGACACUGUGGUAAUGCUGGCCGACUUCUCCAUUGCAGUCAUCUCUAAUUCUGUCGGCCUGCGUAUACCUAUUGCCCCCAGUAAGAUGCCUCUCAUUACAGUUCCUGAGCUCUGGCUGCCUGGUAUGGUAGCACCGACUCACGGCUGGCCAAACACUAUUCCUGUAUCACACCCACGACGGGGUGACUAUGUCAUUGUGGAUCGUCCUCAUCUGCGGAACGCAAUAUGGUUACGUGGCUCCUACGAUCCGAAGGUCCCUUCUGAAGGCAUCGUCCUUGAUUGUCGAGCUCAUGAGGUUACAGUCGAUUGGCUUUCCGGCAGAACUCGGCGAGGAGACACAUUCAACGCUGCAUCGGUGCCCGAGGAGACGAUAUCUAUCUACAAGGACAUUCAGACUUUCCGUGGGUUUCCAAAGAUGCACCUGAAGAAGGAUGUCAUUAUCUAUGACGCUGGCAGAAUGCCUGUCGAGUCCUUUCGUCAAAACGAACACGGCAUCGAAACGGGAUCUGCCCAUGCUCAGGCACUCCCUCCCGAAUCCCACUAUCUCCGAGAACUUUACUCAGGGCAGCAGCUGGAAGUUGGCAUGCGGGUCAGGUUCCGCGAUCUUUCGGCAGCUGCGGUAAAAUAUCAUGGGAUCAAGGGGUCCACACAUGGCAUGCUUCACCGGGUGACCAAACAUGCAUCUGGUGAUUGGGAUCUGGAUGAGUAUAAGAUUGUUUUCAUGCAACAGUCUGCUACUGUCAUGUGGCAAGAUGGAAGCGUCGUUACGGUUAAUUCAACGUCUCUGACAAACUUUGCCCUCUUCGAAGCCGACAUCCUCCCUACGGACAUUGUGUUCAGACGAGAAGGGAUGCGGCAAAGACCACUUGACCAGAAGGGGGAAGCACGCGAUGCACUUAAAGACUUCGACGAGAUGGCAUUCUUUGAGCGGCCCCACGAUUUGCUCCCUGCCGCUGUGGGCGUGGUCCAGUCAGUUGAUCCCAUCGAGAAGGUCGCUCGCGUGCGGUGGUUCCAAGAACCUAAGAUUGAACUUCUCGCACAAAGCCUGGUUCUAGCACCGAGCUCUCGAUUCGGUGCUAUAGGAGAUGAGAUUGAAGAUGUGUCUCUCUUCGAAAUCAUGGCAUUCCCUUUGUCGUUCAGUCAACGAGGUGAUAUUUGUCUCAUUCCAGCUCCGGGUCCGCUCAAACUCGCACAUGACGUGCUUUCCGAAUCCUCCCUGCCAGAUCACGCCAGGAUAGGCUCGACGUCUUCGCACAUUCCAGGUUCCGGCACCAAUAAACGCAUUCGGCUGGAGCAUUCUCAGGCAUCUCCUUUGGCAACGAGAACCAGCACAGAACAACAUCGGGGUCCAGCGGAGCCCUCGCUUCCUGUCUGGAUUGGCCAGGUUGUUGCGCUGGGACUCGAUGGCCUCGUUAGGGUUCGUUUAGGAACAUCGGAGCCUUGUCGAGACGUGUUCGUCGAUGCCGACUCGGUUUUUACAGUUUUCGGCAGCCGGCCGGAAAUGCCAGGCGAUUUCUCGACAGAUGACGGUCCUGUGGACCUAGACUCUUUGAGUGGUUGGAGUGGAUUUGACUCCAUCUUUAAGCCAGACUUUCCGCGGCCCAUAUUGGAAACCGUGGAGUACGAAGGCGGGGAACGUCUCGACAAUGACAGCGGCGAUGAAAAUUGGGUGUCUGACGAGGACGUGGCAUUCGAGGACGCUGAAGAAGUCUUACACGGCAAAGACAGAGAUGAGGAAAGGGUGGACAGUGGCGAGCAACAAGGCGAUACAACGAAGCCACGACCGGUAUUGUUUCAACUAGAGGAAGUGCCAGGAUCUGAACAGCCUGCUCAGUUUCUUGUGCUUGAUCGGCUGCCUCCGUCUGAUCAGUUCGGACUUCACACUGUACCGCCAAAGCUAAGCCUCAAACGUCUCCUCAUAGAACACCAGAUAUUGGCCACGUCACUCCCGGAAGGUGAGAUCUAUGUACGCACAUAUGAGAGUCGAAUGGAUCUCCUGCGCUGCCUCAUCAUCGGUCCGAGAGAUACGCCCUAUGAAAAUGCGCCGUUCUUGAUCGACUUACAAUUACCUGCCAAGUUUCCGGAAGAACCGCCUGUGGCCCAUUUCCACAGUUGGACCGGUGGACUUGGUCGCAUCAAUCCGAACCUUUACGAAGAAGGCAAGGUUUGUUUGAGCCUGUUGGGGACCUGGUCCGGGGAAAACGAGAGCGAGAAAUGGAGCAACAAGGCAACAUUGCUUCAGGUGCUUGUCUCCUUGCAAGGGUUGGUGCUGGUGAAGAGACCCUUUUACAACGAGGCAGGAUUUGAAGGAUAUGAGCAUGACAAGGCAUAUGCAAGGGAAUCGGACUCGUACAGUGAAAAGGUCUUCGCCAUGUCUAGGCGAUUUGUGAAAAGCGCUUUGCUCCGCCCUCCAGGUGGGCUGGAAGAUAUACUCGCUUGGUUAUAUCUGCCGCAUGAUAUGUCGGAUCCGAGCAAAUGCCUGCUUGGGAACGUCAUUGAGCGCGGAAACCUACUGUUACAGAGAUCUGAAGAGGCUCGAACGAAUCAAGAUGACUCGUUGGUCGACUCGGCAGGAUCAAAGGCCGACGACACCAGCGUGUUUUUGAAACCACUGAGUCGUGGCGCGGCUUCUAUGCUGAGAAGAUUGAUUGGUGACUUGCAGGCACAUCUUGACCGGGUUUCUGCGGAGAAGACGACGAGACAAUGUGAUGAUGACAAUGACAAUGAUGACGAAAUGAUUGAUUCGUGA
Fonsecaea monophora is the source of this 4881-nucleotide messenger RNA. RefSeq lists its product as hypothetical. The transcript has 8 exons. The record is from RefSeq and is a predicted model, not a curated record. Gene Ontology annotation, molecular function: iron ion binding; monooxygenase activity; heme binding. The coding region runs from base 1 to 4881 and encodes 1626 amino acids. Lineage: Eukaryota; Fungi; Ascomycota; Eurotiomycetes; Chaetothyriales; Herpotrichiellaceae.